AUGAAGCCUUCAUACUGCAAAUCCUCCCUCACGGCAGGAAAGCCUGUUAGCCGCCAUGUCACAACCGCAUUCUCAAAGACGACUAGACCAAGGUCACUCUCUACAGCACCCCUAGUUGCAGACAAGGCGACUGGUAUUGUCACACCUUCUACUUUGGCAGCUCUGCCCACACCAGUCCUUAUGAGGUCUCUUUUGGUCUCUGCCAUCUCCUCAAAGCCUAUGCUCCUCGGCCCUUCACUCGCAGCGCUAUCAUUCUUCACAAGACCAAACAGAGGAUUCUUCACAGAUGUCGACAGAAACCCUGUUCUUCACUCUUUGCUCAAGAGCGUUUUUUACAAGCAGUUCUGUGCGGGAGAGACACCAAAGGAGACGCAAGAGACCAUGCGGCACCUGAGAUUUAUGGGUUUCCGCGGUACAAUCCUAACAUACGCGAAAGAAACAAUUUUUGAUGCAAAGACGAACGUGGAGCACGGCUUGGGUAUCGAGUCGGAGGAUCUGACAAAAGGUGGUCUCGAUUCUACCAUCGAGUCCUGGAGGCAGGGUGUUUUGGAGACUGUCGAUCUACUUGGUGAUGGCGAUCAGCUUGCUCUCAAACUUACAGGAGCCGGCCCUCGUGUCACAGAGGCUUUUGCCGCAAGGCAGCUGCCUCCCCAACAAAUGAUGCAAGCCCUCGAAGAAGUGAGCCAAAGAUGCAAAGACCGUGGCGUGAGACUCCUCCUUGACGCCGAGUCUCAACACUUCCAAUGGGGCAUCUUCCUUGCAGGCAUGGAACUGAUGCGCAAAUUCAACCGCGACGGCUACGCUACGAUUUACAACACUUACCAGGCAUAUCUCAAGAGCACUCCGACCACCCUGGCCAAGCACCUGGAGAUGGCCAACCAAGAAGGCUUCACGCACGGCCUGAAGCUAGUCAGAGGCGCCUACAUGGGCUCCGACGAGCGGUCCCUGAUUCACGACACAAAGAAGGAUACUGAUAACGCCUACAACAGCAUCGCGCAGGGUGCCCUUAGACGGCACAUUGGAGAAUAUGGAGCCCCGGGCGGCAAGCCGUUCCCCUCGCUCAACCUCUUCCUGGCGAGUCACAACAAGGAGAGCGUGGUCACGGCGCACAAGCUCCACCAGCAGAGGCUAAAGGAAGGACUCCCGACGGUGCCGGUUGGUUUCGCGCAGCUGCAGGGCAUGUCGGACGAGGUCAGCUUCUCGCUGCUGGCGCUCAAGGAGGAGGGGAGCCAAGACCCUUCGCCGCAGGUGUGGAAGUGCUCGACGUGGGGCAGCAUGGGCGAGUGCGUGGCGUAUCUUUUGCGGAGGGCGGUGGAGAACCGGGAUGCCGUUUCCAGGACGGUGGACGAGUAUGCGGCGCUCAAGGCGGAGACCACAAGAGUCAACAUGGAAGCAUUCAAGGAUGUCAAGUUGUGCAUUUUGGGUUGUGGUAACCUAGGAAUUCCCAUUCUGAAAUCACUGCUGGAAGACAACACCCUCCCCAUCACUCAAUUCAUCGCAUGUGUUCGAAGCGAAAAGUCUGAAGAGGCCCUAAAGACACGCUUCUCCAGUGCAGGAGACAAGCUCGUGGUUUCAAGGGGCGACAACAUUGCGGCCUUGCAAAAAUCGGAUGUUGUAGUGCUAGGAGUGGACCCCGCGGAUGUCGAAGAAGUUCUGUCCAAGCCGGGUACGAAAGAGGCUUUGAAAGACAAGCUUCUGAUCAGCGUAGCCGCCGGCUGGACUCGAGGCAAGCUAGAAGCUACGAUAUACGGAAGCGAGACGACAUCCGAGAACACAGAGGACCGGGCUUGGGUCGUUCGGACGCUCCCCAACAUUGCGGCUAUGGUCUCUCAGUCCCUUACUGCGAUCGAGAUCUCGGAGCCAUCAGUGCCAGCCAAGUACAUGGAGCUCACCGAAGCCAUCUUCAAUAAGAUUGGCAAGACGGUGAAGAUUGCGCCGAAGCUGAUGAACGCUACGACCGCCGUGGGAGGAUCUACGCCAGCCUUCUUUGCAGUCAUCGCAGAUGCUCUCAUCGAUGCUUCCGUUGCCGUCGGUGUUCCAAGGGAUCUUGCACAGACUAUGAUCUUCCAGUCCAUGCUGGGUAGCGCGACGCUCAUGCAGAACGGUCUGCAACCAGGCAGCCUGAGAGAUCAAGGAACAUCACCGGAAGGGUGCACAAUCGGAGGCCUGAUGGUCUUGGAGGAAGGGGCUGUAAGAGGGCACCUUGGAAAGGCUUUGAGAGAGGCUGUGACAGUCGCUCGUCUCAUGGGUAGCGAUCCUCACCCCAAUGAUACCAGGCAUUAG
Molecule: messenger RNA, 2283 nt
Organism: Colletotrichum paranaense
Lineage: Eukaryota; Fungi; Ascomycota; Sordariomycetes; Glomerellales; Glomerellaceae
Product: proline oxidase
Exons: 4
Coding region: 1-2283 (760 amino acids)
Cellular component (GO): mitochondrion
Molecular function (GO): proline dehydrogenase activity; FAD binding; pyrroline-5-carboxylate reductase activity
Source: RefSeq, a predicted model, not a curated record